AUGAGUGGAAAGGAAGUAGAAAAAGUAGGUCCAAAGAAGCAAAAGAUUAAUUGGCCAGCAGUCUAUCAAUACUUACUAGAUUAUUGUCAAGACACUACUAUUCAUGGAUUUAAGUAUAUUGGAUCUACCGACCGUCCAUGGAUUGAGAGAAUUUUCUGGAUGAUUGCGUUCAUCAUAUCGACAAUUGGAUGUGCUUUGCUGAUAUCUGAAAUGUUUGAAAAGCUCCAGACCAAUCCAAUUACUGUAUCUCUUGCUGAAAGGCCAAGUGCAAUUUCGGAGAUUCCAUUCCCAGCUGUAACAAUCUGCUCUGAAACGCAAACUGCAUUUAAGGACACUGACUUUAGUUUUCGACCAAUUAUUGACGCUGGGAAGAGUUACGAUUUCAGCAAGCUAAAUGAUCUUGACAAGGCACGACUCCAAGCAAUUGCAUUCGUCUGCAAACCUGAUUAUUUGAAGAAAGUUAAGUUCAGCACUCAAACUAAUAACUUGGUAGAGGUUAUGAGAAGUUUGGUCAAUGAAGAUUGGUUUUUAGCACAAUCAGCAGUUUGGAUGAAGCUGUAUGCAGCUCCAUUCGCUCUUAGACUUACUCCUUACGGCUAUUGCUUUACAUUCAAUGUAAUCAACGAUACGGACCUACUAAAUACCGAACAAGUCUCAUCAGACUUCUUCUAUACCCGAGACAUUAAACUAUACAAGAAGGAAGUAAAUGCAUUCCAUUUGCCACCAAAAAGUACUUUAGAAUUUGAUGCUGAAUAUCCAUGGAGUGCUAAGCUAUCUGAUCAAGACAGUGGACUUAGUGUUGCAAUGCGAUCAGAUAAUAGAAGUAAAGAUUGGUGGUGCUCACGUUAUGAAGGAUUUCGAUACUUUAUUCAUGGAACUAAUGAAUUGCUUUCAUCGACCAAUCGAUUUCAGCUUCAAUUUGGUGAACUUACUGAGUUAUUGAUCAAGCCAAAGAUGACAAUUACUGAAGAAGAUUUGAGGGACUAUACUUUGGAAAGACGAAACUGCUUCUUUGAUGGAGAAAAGAAAUUAAGAUACUUUAAGCAGUACACAAAGUACAAUUGUGAACAGGAAUGUCUAUCGAACUACACAGCUAAAGUUUGUGGAUGCGUUAAAUUCUCCGUGAUUCGCGACAAGCAGACCCCAAUAUGCACAGCAGAACAAAAUGAAUGCUUUGAAAAUGCUGAAAACGAACUGUUUAAUGGCGAAAUUACGUUGGACGGGAAGAGUAAUCAAAAUAGAUAUCAAGCUUUAAUGAAAUGUCAAUGUCUGUCUCAAUGUGAAUCACUGAAAUAUGAACUUGAAUUGGUCAAGACUAAUUAUAAGAUUCAUCUUGUUGAUUACAUGACAAUUGCAUCACUAAAGGUAUUCUUUAAGGACAUAUCCGUGCUGUCAAUUGUGGAAAUAUUCUAUUACUUUAUCUUGCGACUUGCAUGCAUUAUGAGAAAGGCACCAGGUGAUGAUGACGAUGAGGAUGUUGAAAAAGACGAAAAUGGAAAGGAAAAUCGCAUUCAAGUCAGGGAAGUUGACAAUAGACCAGAAGCUGAUCGUUACUAA
Molecule: messenger RNA, 1557 nt
Organism: Chironomus riparius
Lineage: Eukaryota; Metazoa; Arthropoda; Insecta; Diptera; Chironomidae
Source: the annotation of a GenBank genome assembly